Molecule: messenger RNA, 1715 nt
Organism: Rhea pennata
Lineage: Eukaryota; Metazoa; Chordata; Aves; Rheiformes; Rheidae
Gene: DUSP3
Product: dual specificity phosphatase 3
Exons: 3
Coding region: 101-655 (184 amino acids)
Biological process (GO): negative regulation of T cell receptor signaling pathway; protein dephosphorylation; positive regulation of mitotic cell cycle
Cellular component (GO): cytosol; cytoplasm
Molecular function (GO): protein tyrosine/serine/threonine phosphatase activity; MAP kinase phosphatase activity
Source: RefSeq, a predicted model, not a curated record
GUGGGGCGGGACGGGAGCGGGCCUGGCCCCAGCCCCGGCGCCAGCCCCAGUUGCGGAGCCGUGGGGUGCUGUGCCUGGCCGGCAGGGAGCGGGCCUGGCCAUGUCCGACUACCGCAUCUCCGUGGAGGAGCUGAACGACCUGCUGGCUAACGGCAGUGGUUGCUACAGCCUGCCGAGCGCGCACAGCAACGAGGUGGUGCCGCGCAUCCACGUGGGGAACGCGUUCAUAGCCAAGAACAUUACAAGGCUGCAGCGUCUGGGAAUAACCCAUGUUCUGAAUGCAGCAGAGGGGAAGUCAUUCAUGCAUGUGAACACUAAUGCAGAGUUCUAUGAAGGCACAGGCAUCAGAUACCAUGGCAUUAAAGCUAACGAUACGCAAGAAUUUAACCUCAGUCGCUAUUUUGAGGAGGCAGCUGAUUUUAUUGAGAAAGCACUUUCCCAGAAGGAUGGCCAAGUGUUUGUGCAUUGCCGCGAGGGCUACAGCCGUUCUCCUACAUUGGUCAUCGCCUACCUCAUGCUUCGCCAGAACAUGGAUGUCAAAUCUGCAUUGAGUACUGUCCGUCAGAAGCGAGAGAUUGGCCCCAAUGAUGGCUUUCUAAGGCAGCUUUGCCAGCUCAAUGAGCAGUUAGUGAGGGAGGGGAAACUGAAGCCCUAAAACAGAGCACUGUAGUAUUUUGGGAAGUUUCUCAAACUGUCAAAGAAUAUGUGUUAGGUGGUUUAGAUACCCAAACUCCAACUACUAAGCUAGAUCAUGUAAUAUGAGGGAGACAGAAUUCCUGCUCUUGUCUAGUAAAAGUAUCUUUUGCAAAUUCUGGUCUUUUAAAAUGGCGCAAAAUUCUGUCACUUCUCAGAGCUGUUGCAAUGAGGAAGUGUCUUUAGAGGGUUAACUCUGAUGAUAACAGCUGUUUUCACAUGUAUGUGCUUUGCAUUGACCUCGAGGGUGAUUUAUUUAAGCUUUGUCUUGUAUCCCACCAGAACACCAUUUUCUGAGAGCCCCAACACAUCUCUCUCCACUCACUCUUAAUUGAAGUACUGUAUCUUCUAAAGUUUCUCUUCCACACACACACAGGUGCCUAAAAUCUGAGUGCAGGAGCUUCUUGGAAUGUAGAAGUAUAUAUGCAAAUGCACAGAUGCACUCUCAUGUAAAGUGAAGUGUAUACAACUUUGUAUUUAGUGUGGGUAUGUGCAAUACACACAGAGGAUUCAAGAGUGGUAAUAAAGACAUUCAGAGCCUUGUCUUAAUAUACACUGUAUUUCCAGGAAUAUUUGUAUCUUUUGCUGUUGUGGUUGAAAUAAUCUGAUAUUAAUUGUUUUAUUUUUAUUUUAAAAUCAUACUAGAAAAAAUUGUGAAGAGCAAAUGUUGAAGAAAAAACUUUAGCAGGGAAGAAAGAAUAUCUGUAUGGAGUAAUGCUUGUAUCAGGUGUAGGAUAAAGUCCUAAAUAGCAGAAGAGAAUGGCUCCUGAGGUUUGUAUUGAAUUAUAGUGCUUCCCUUCACUGUUUUUUAAACUUGAAAGCUUGAUCUGAACCAGUACAUAUAUAGAUUGCUUCCAGUAGGGCAGCACACAGGUGCUUGAAAAGCAGUUUGUAGAAGUACACUCUGACUUGUUGAAUUGCUUGCAUGGUUCCAUUAAAUAGAAGUGAGAACUGUUAAGUAUCACAUGGACUAUCAAACAUUUCCUUUCUAAUAAAAUAAAUUAAGUUGUGGUUCUGUCUGA